Messenger RNA from Melitaea cinxia (Glanville fritillary), 1997 nucleotides. RefSeq lists its product as uncharacterized. Gene Ontology annotation, cellular component: cytoplasm. The transcript has 9 exons. The record is from RefSeq and is a predicted model, not a curated record. Gene Ontology annotation, biological process: protein transport. NCBI's taxonomy places the organism in Eukaryota, Metazoa, Arthropoda, Insecta, Lepidoptera, Nymphalidae. Bases 216 to 1928 code for a protein of 570 amino acids.
AUUUUUCUCUAGCGUUAUAUUUCGGCAGUCGGCUAAAAAUACACUUUACGUCAUCAUGAUUUUUUUAACAAUUGAUACUAUUAUCACAGAAUACAUAGUAGAGAUUUAGGGAAUAUAAUCGCUUGACAGCACUUAUGAAUGCUUAGGCUUCAUACAUACUUUUAUCUAAAAAUAGUAUCGCCCCAUUAUUUUUUAAGUUAUUGUGGUAAAUAAAAAUGGGUUUCGACGAUGGUAAAAUAGUUUUAGACAGCCCCAACGGCGCAUAUUACACGGGUCAGACCGUUCAUGGACGUCUUAUAUUCGACCAAAACAAAGUGAAAAAAUUUCGAGGUAUCUACGCCAAGUUUAUCGGUUUUUGUAAAGUCUCCUGGACGACGACAGAAACUCGUCGAGUCGGUGAUAGAGAUGAAACUUACACAGUGGUGCAUGAAUCAUAUGAAGAAUACUGUAAUAUGAAAAUUUAUCUAGUCGGUGGCGAAUCAGGAGAACAUCAUAUUCAGCCAGGCCAUUAUGAUUAUCCAUUCGUUUUUCAAAUUCCCGGUAACUGUCCGUCCUCUUAUGAUGGUGAAUAUGGUGACAUUAGAUAUGAGAUCAAGGUGGUUGUGGACAAAGCAUUUCAGUUUGAUCAAGAGAAAACAGUCCAUCUUCGUGUGAUAGCUCCCUUGGAUCUUAAUCAGAAUCCGUAUUGCAAGGAACCCUUAGAAAUGGAACUCCACGAUGUACAUUGUUGUUGCUGCUUCAGUUCAGGGUCAACAGAAACUGUUGUCAACGCUCCCCUAUCCGGUUACUGUCCGGGGCAAAAGAUUUCCCUCGAAAUAACCAGUGCUAAUAAGGGCACUGUGGAAAUAGACACCAUUAAAAUACGUCUCAAAAAGAAAAUAGUAUACACUGCAACACACGAACCGGAUACAAGACAGGAGAAAGAAAUUGUUGCGGAGAUCAAGAAAGGCCCCAUACCCGGCAACACUACUCGCAACUGGUCGCUCGAGAUGGAAGUUCCCGCUCUUAAUGUUUAUAAUUUAACAGGAUGCAGCUUCAUUUCGUUGACUUAUAAACUUGAGGUUGUCGUUUCCCCUGAUGGAUGCUGCUACAGCGACUCUCAUCAGUCACGUCAAAUUAUCAUUGGAACAAUUCCUCUAGUUGGUUUCCAGGAUGAUGUAGUUAACCCAUUACAAGACCAAAUGCCUCAGCCGGUUGCACCCAUAACUCAACAACCAUUGUUUUCUGCCGUGACCAGUCCUUCCCCUCAUAAUAAUGCCCCUUACCCAAAUAAUUUGCCGUACGAAAAUUACCGAAAUUCUUCUUAUCAAGUUACAUCUCCACAGAUAAACUCUAACCCACCGUAUCCCACUAACGAUUCGUUUAAAUCGGCUUAUGGUACUAAUAACCCACCAUACCCCCCAUCUAACUCAUCUUACUCUACAAACGAUGUUUCCAAAAUGCCUUACCCAUCUGCAAACCCACCUUACCCUGUCAAUUCCCCUGGUUUUAUUAAUCCGCCUUACCCAAUAAAAGAUGCUGCAACCUCGCCUUACCCUUCUGGAAACUCGCCUUACCUUGGUGGAACUCCUAGUGCAUCGAAAUCGCCGUAUCCACCAGCAAGUUCACCUAACCCUAAUACCAGUGCAAAUCCACCUUACCCCAACGUGACCCCAUUCCAUGAUAACCCCCCUCCAUACCCUGGAAGUAGUUCUCCUUUUCCUACCCAAAAGUCCCCGAGCCAAAUGGGAUCUCUGCCCGCUCUGGUACUGGCAAGUGAUGGAAGAUUACUGAAGACUGGUAACGUUGGCUUCGUCGUCCAUGGCAGCGACACGGGAAAUACACCGUACCCAGGGGCCACUACUCCUCUCCUAGCUUCGCCAGCCGCAAACCCAUACCUCACUGCUUCGGCUCCGGCUCUUGAUUCUCCCGAUAUUGAGAAACAAUAAAGUUAUAUAUACUGAAGACAAUAUUAAAGACAAUCUUACUUAUUACAAUAAAAGAACAAAUGGUAAAAA